UAAAAGUGUUUUGUUUUUGUGAGAUCAGCGUGCAGCGGCGCGCAACAUUUCACACUCGCCAAUUUACUUCCUAAUCUCCCACAAUCCAUUGCGGUCUUCCACAUUUGGAUCUUGCGCCCUAAGUGUCAAACCCAAGAUGGCGCUUAAUCGGUUAUUCCAUCUGUCCUCUUUGCUGCGCUCCGCUGUGAGCCUUACCCUGCGAAGGAACAUUGGCAUCUCCGCCGUCGUCUUCAACAAGGCCAAGGAGCUCGAUCCUGUCCAGAAACUGUUCUUGGAUAAGAUCCGCGACUACAACAACAAGAGCAAGGCUGCUGGUGGGAUUGUGGACGCAGGUCCUGCUUACCAGAAGAACCUGUCUGAAGAAGUAACCAAACUCCAGAGGCUAUACGGUGGAGGAGACCUCGUCAAGUUCCCUGACUUCAAAUUCCCAGAGCCGAAGUUUGAAGAAGGAGCCAAGUGAACGAUGUCCAUGUUGUAAAUCUCCUACAUGUCACAAAUAUGUUGUAUUUAAUAAAAAGAAAGUGGAUUGAACAAUAA
This is a messenger RNA of Melanotaenia boesemani (Boeseman's rainbowfish), 537 nucleotides long. RefSeq names its product ATP synthase peripheral stalk subunit F6 (gene atp5pf). The transcript has 4 exons. The record is from RefSeq and is a predicted model, not a curated record. Gene Ontology annotation, molecular function: proton transmembrane transporter activity. NCBI's taxonomy places the organism in Eukaryota, Metazoa, Chordata, Actinopteri, Atheriniformes, Melanotaeniidae. Bases 137 to 460 code for a protein of 107 amino acids. Gene Ontology annotation, biological process: proton motive force-driven ATP synthesis.